CCGGCAACGAUAGACGACAGUUCUCUCUGAUCUUAAGUGCAGCAACGAUAAAUAUAUCCACAGUGUCCGGCUGGUGGGAGGCUAUACUAAAUCCAAUUUAUCCAAAUUAAAAACGAACAAAAAAAUUAAUUAUUGUUGUGCGUUAAUUGAUUAUUUUGGCAAAAUGGCUGCUACUCGUGAGCAAGCCAGAUGCCAGCAAUGAGCCAGUUGGGAGAGAAGCGUGAACAGUCUUACACUGAAGUAAGCUCCUUCCAGAUUAGCGACGGCUUAUCGCGCAAUAUGGAACCGGUGAAAACGGGUCGCAUCUUUUUGGCCGCUGUGGCAGCCAACUUAUCUGCGUUUGUUGUGGGCACCUGCCUGGGCUGGACAUCGCCCAUUGGACCCAAACUGAAGGCCGAAGAUACCUCAGAUUCGCCCUUGAGCCGGCCCAUCACGGGCGAUGAGGAUGCCUGGAUAUCUUCGCUAAUCGCCAUUGGCGCCCUGCUGGCACCCUUUGUCGCCGGCCCUCUGGCCGAUCGCAUUGGACGCAAGUGGGUGCUGCUCUCCAGCAGCGUAUUCUUUGUGCUCGCCUUUCUGCUCAACAUGGUGGCAUCCGAGGUAUGGAUCCUGUAUCUAUCUCGCUUGGUUCAGGGCUUCGGCGUGGGCUUCGUGAUGACCGUGCAGCCCAUGUAUGUGGGCGAGAUUUCCACUGACAAUGUGCGCGGCGCCACCGGCUCACUAAUGCAGCUCUUCAUUGUUUCUGGCAUUCUGUUUGAUUAUGCCAUCGGCCCUUUUGUGUCCUACCAGGCGCUGCAGUGGUGCUGCGUGGUGGUGCCCAUUAUCUCGGAUGUGGUGUUCUUCUUCAUGCCCGAGAGCCCCUACUACUUGGCCGGCAAGGGCCGCAAGACGGAUGCGCUGCGUUCGUUGCAGUUUCUGCGCGGCCAGAGCGCCGAGGGUGUGCACGACGAGAUGACGACUAUACAGGCCAACGUGGAGGAGGCCAUGGCCAGUAAGGGCACUGUCAUGGAUCUGGUGAAGAAUCCCAGCAAUCGCAAGGCCCUGUUCAUUUGCGCCGGUCUCAUCAGCUUCCAGCAGCUCUCCGGCAUCAAUGUGGUGCUCUUCAACAGCCAGUCGAUCUUUGCCAGCGCCAACACUGGCCUGGAUCCGGCCAUAGCCACGAUUAUUAUUGGUUGCGUACAGGUCAGCUCCUCGGGCCUUACACCCAUCGUAGCGGAUCGCCUGGGCAGGAAGGUAUUGCUACUCAUCUCGGCCAGCGUGAUGAGCGUCGGUCUGGCAGCUCUGGGCUUCUUCUUCUACAUGCAGCUGGUUGUGGGUGACGUUUCGAGUGUGGUUUGGCUGCCGGUGCCCGCAUUGAUCAUCUACAAUAUUGUCUACUGCACGGGCUUUGGUCCAUUGCCCUGGGCUGUGCUGGGCGAGAUGUUUCCUGCUAAUAUCAAAUCAGCUGCCUCCUCCGUGGUGGCCAGCACCUGCUGGAUUCUCGGCUUUCUGGUCACACGCUAUUAUCCGGCGCUCGAUGCACUUGGCUCCUAUUAUGCAUUCUGGCUCUUUGCUGGCUUCUGUGUGGUGGCCUUCUUCUUUGUGCUGUUUGUCGUGAUGGAGACCAAGGGCCUGAGUCUGCAACAGAUCCAGGAUCGUCUAAACGGCAAGCGUAACUAGUUCUAAUCGUUAUGUACAGGCUGUUAAGUGUAGCCUUGCUGAUCCUAUAUGUAUAAGUUGUAUAUGCAAGUAUUUUAUUGCCUACUUUUAAGAAUAUUGUUUAAUUGUUAUAUAUAUAUUAUUGUUUCACUAAAAAUAUCAAAAAACA
This is a messenger RNA of Drosophila virilis, 1804 nucleotides long. Its product is annotated as facilitated trehalose transporter Tret1. NCBI's taxonomy places the organism in Eukaryota, Metazoa, Arthropoda, Insecta, Diptera, Drosophilidae. Gene Ontology annotation, molecular function: sugar transmembrane transporter activity. Gene Ontology annotation, biological process: transmembrane transport; carbohydrate transport. Gene Ontology annotation, cellular component: membrane. The record is from RefSeq and is a predicted model, not a curated record.